UUGGAACUUUCCUAACUCUAUCAACAACAUCAUGUCUUGAGAUAAACCCAUAGCAGGCGCUUCGGCGCAAGCUACGACUUACUUACACCACCAAAUGUGGACCACUCUUCAAGUCGCGAUGUCUUUGGUGUCUAUCGCUUUAGCCGCCCUCCCUUUCGUGCUGUCGCGACCUCGGUUGAGCAAACUCGGCUGGUACCAAGAGUGCGGAGACCGAUUCCAGCCGCCGGCCCACCGAACAGCUCGACAUGCAGCGCCCGCCCAUCAGCCAGCGUAGCCGACAAUAGAAUUCGACACCCACGAUGCGGCCGAUCACAGCAAUGACAAUGCCUCUGAGGCGGAUAGCACCAUGUGCAGCACGUCAGAGCUCGCGGCGAUGCUUCUCGAGCACCCGAGACCUGCAAGCCACUUGGGGAUUCAUAGGCCUUGGGCGAAUGGGCUACUCUAUGGCUAAAAACCUCAAAGCAAAAAUUCCUGCUGGAGACACGCUCUUCGUCCACGAUGUCAACACUGCUGCUACCCAGAAGUUUCUCGAUGAGAAUCCCACUGGCGUACACGUCGCUGAGAACGUCCGAGAAAUUGCCGAGAAAGCUGAAGUAAUCAUAACGGCCCUACCGGAGCCUCAGCAUGUCAAGGGCGUGUACAAAGCCAUGCUCGAGCCUCGUACACUGCUGACAGGUGGCUUCGUAAAGAAGGAACGUCUCUUCAUUGAUACGUCCACCAUCGAUCCCAUGACCUCGGCUGAUGUUGCCGAAGUCGCGCACUCGUCUGGUCAAGGGAAAUUCAUCGAUGCACCUAUGUCUGGCGGAGUUGUUGGCGCAGCAGCUGGCACACUCACCUUUAUGAUCGGCGCAGCGCCUGAAUUGGUUGAUCAAGCUACUGAAGUGUUGUCUUUGAUGGGCCGAAAAGUGCUUCACCUCGGUGAACAAGGUGCUGGACUCAAGGGCAAGCUUGCAAACAAUUACUUGUUGGCUCUCAACAACAUUGCAACCGCAGAAGCCAUGAACAUGGGGAUCCAAUGGGGCCUUGACCCUAAAGCACUCGCAGGCAUGAUCAACAUUAGCACAGGAAAGUGCUGGCCAAGUGAAGUCAACAACCCCGUGCCUGGUGUUAUCGAGGGCUCGCCUGCAAGUAGAGGAUACGAGGGAGGAUUUGGAGUUGCUCUCGCCAACAAGGACCUGAAGCUCGCUCUCAAGGCGGCUGCCGACGCGAAUGUCAAACUUGCACUCGGCGAGUCAGCUAGACAGCUGUACGAAGCGGCAGAGAACGCACCAGACUGCAAAGGAAAAGAUUUUUCCGUUGUAUACCGAUACUUGGGAGGCAAAGAGUAGACAAAAUUCCAUCACAGAUGAAACU
This is a messenger RNA of Boeremia exigua, 1353 nucleotides long. Its product is annotated as NAD binding domain of 6-phosphogluconate dehydrogenase-domain-containing protein. The coding region runs from base 300 to 1328 and encodes 342 amino acids. The transcript has 3 exons. Lineage: Eukaryota; Fungi; Ascomycota; Dothideomycetes; Pleosporales; Didymellaceae. Gene Ontology annotation, cellular component: mitochondrion. Gene Ontology annotation, molecular function: NADP binding; 3-hydroxyisobutyrate dehydrogenase activity; NAD binding. Gene Ontology annotation, biological process: L-valine catabolic process. The record is from RefSeq and is a predicted model, not a curated record.